Molecule: messenger RNA, 1251 nt
Organism: Lodderomyces jiufengensis
Lineage: Eukaryota; Fungi; Ascomycota; Pichiomycetes; Serinales; Debaryomycetaceae
Exons: 1
Coding region: 1-1251 (416 amino acids)
Source: RefSeq, a predicted model, not a curated record
AUGUCAGAUAAUCAAAAUCAAGAAGAAUUAGAAGGUCUUGCAAAGUUGGAGUCAUACAAUAUUAGAAAACUUGAUCAUAAAGUUGGAGGAUAUUUUUCAAAUGUCCGUACAAUGACUUCAUUGGGUCCAUUAGACUUAAUGGAAUUAUGGCAUGUGUUUGGUGCAGGCAGGGAAUGUAAAUUUAUGGCCAUCAAUAUAAAAACAGGAGAUUUGAAAUACAAGUCUGGUAAAAUUUACUGUCUUGGGUUUGAAGAGGAUUCACCUUUAUUAGAAUUAAGUAUAAACCCUCAUAAGGGUAGUUUGGAUUUAAUUAUUUGUGCAAAUCAACAAGUUUUUGCUAGAAAUGGAACAAAAAUAGAUGACAGUAGAUACAAUCAAAAACUUGAUUUCACUUUGUUGGAUGAUGCUUAUCAUUUACCCUUUUAUAAGGAUCGAGUAUUGGUACCAGAAAUCUAUUUUAGAGCUCAGAGCAUUAUCAGGGGUGCCACAGAAAAUGAAGAAGCUGCUGAAGCCUUACGUCGGUGGAUAGAAAUUCUCGGUAUUGAUAUUUCUUUGACACAAACAUUUAUUAACUUGCUUGGUUGUUUUUGCAAAUAUGGUAAUAUAUAUGCAAAUAAAAUUGUGGUUAGUGGAAAUUCUAAAGAAUUUCUUAAAGCUUUGUUCAAUAAGUUGGGUUUUAGUUAUAAACAUCUGGGUAACGAUUUACUUUUAUCAGCCUUUGAUGAGAAGAAUAAGAUUCUUAUUGAUUACUUUAGACAUUUAUUUAGAAUUAAUGCUGAAAAUCAAGUUGCUUCUGUUACUGGUGGAAAGGCCAGAUUGAUACCGGAACUUAUUUUCAAGUUGGAUAAAGUAGCUGCUUAUUCAUUCUUACUGGGUAUGGGUUGUAACAAUGAUGAUUACAAGGAGAAGAUUGAUAUAACCACAAAUCAUACUAUGCUAGUUGAUCAUAUUCAAAGAUUGGGAGCUCACGCAGGAGUUUUUUAUUCCGUGCGCAAUACCCCUAAAUUUUGGAGAAUUACCAUAUAUUUUGAGUUAAAGGAAAACUCAUUUCCAAUCUUUACCCCGGAUAGGAUCAAAAAAAUAAUGGUGAAAGAAAAUUUCAUAUACUCAAUAAAGUUUGAUCAAGAAGAUGAAUUUGAUCAUUUAUUGGUUAAUUCAGCCUUUAGGGAUGAAGAAACACUUUUGUUUACAAGAAUGGAUAGACCAGUCUUAUUAAAAAGUUAUAGUGACGGUCAUCAUUCAAAAUCCUGA